AAAACUUUUUAAACCACAUUACACUGUAACUUUUCUGACCCCCCAAAAAAUUACGCUUAAGAAAUUUCCUUGUUUAUUUUCCCCCCAAUAAUAAGAUAGGAUUUACUCCCUUGAAGAAACCAAUAAAACCAGGAACAUUAAAAACUGUAGAGUGAAAAGUCAAUCUGAAACAGGUGAGUCUAUUCAGCGGGAGGCUGGAAUGCUGCACUUUCAUGCAGAAUCCCAUUUGAAAGUAAAAGGCAGUUUAUUUAUGAGAUGCAAAAAUGUGCGACUGAAGAAGCUCUUCCUCCUGCACAGGUCCAGAUGGUCUGGUGAGGGUUCAGGUGGGCAGGUGGCGAACUGCAAACAUGGAGGAACAUCUGAAGAGCUUUGCACACGGACCUGAGUGCAGAGAAAAUGGAGUGUUGUGUCACCUUCCUGCUCAUGAGAACACAAAGCAACCUGAACGACUCGGAUCAGAACCAAACAGAAGCAAAAGCAGCAGCAGAACACAGACCGGGCCAGCACCGAAACAGAACCGGUCCAUCUCAUCCUCCUGGUUUAUCCUGAAGUUGAUUCAAGAGUCGAAGGUCGUCUGUCCAGCAGCUGAAUCUGGGUCCAAACUGGGUCAUCAGUGGUUGCAGUUGAAGAAGGGAGAGAAACUCUGGACAGAACCAGAACCUCCUGCCUGUAAUGAUACUCCAUGUGUUCAGCAGACCGAUGCCACAGCGCCGCAGCAGCAGGUUCUGGUUCUGAUUGGACCCAUCCUGGAUGUGACUGGAGGAACACUCUGUCCUGCUGCAGGCGGUGAGGUGAGGCUGAUCCGCUCCGGCCCAGAUGUGGAACGUCUGUCCCCCAGAGACCCGUCCUCUGGGACGUCCUGUCCCUCCCGAGAGGCUGCAGACGCUGAGUCAGCGUCGUCCUCAGCCGACUCAGACCGAGGUCAGAGGUCGUCGGAUGAACAUGUCAACGCCUCCGCUAUCUUUGUGGAAGUGUGAUGAAAUGUCUUCGUCAGGGAGCUGAUGCAGCAGCACAGCAGUUCAAAGCACUUUACAUCAUAAAAUUCAAGAAUAAAAAGUCAUAAAAACAAUCAACCGUUGAGAAACCAAACAUUUCAUUUAGUCAAAUUCUGUAAUCAAAAUCAUCGUUACACAUCAGAUUAUUGAUCAAUGUUUCAUUUAUUAUGUUUCUAAAGCAGCUCUA
Molecule: messenger RNA, 1182 nt
Organism: Xiphophorus maculatus (southern platyfish)
Lineage: Eukaryota; Metazoa; Chordata; Actinopteri; Cyprinodontiformes; Poeciliidae
Exons: 3
Coding region: 348-977 (209 amino acids)
Source: RefSeq, a predicted model, not a curated record